Molecule: messenger RNA, 977 nt
Organism: Micromonas pusilla CCMP1545
Lineage: Eukaryota; Viridiplantae; Chlorophyta; Mamiellophyceae; Mamiellales; Mamiellaceae
Exons: 1
Coding region: 174-977 (267 amino acids)
Source: RefSeq, a predicted model, not a curated record
CGACGCGCGCGGCGAACGCGACCCCGGCGCCGGCGUCGCGCGAGUUUGGAGCGCGUCGCCGCGUGCGUCGCGCCGCUCGCGUCGCGACCGCGUCGUCGUCGCCGGCCGCCGGGAUCGUGGCCGCAGAUCCACAUCCAUCCGAUCGCCCGCGGCGCCGCGCCGUCCCGCGCGCGAUGGCGCUCACGUCCGAGCAGCAGACGUCGCACCUCUCGCGGCUCCAACAGGAGAUCCUGCCGUGGGACUACUACCGCAUAGGCACGUCCGAGGAGGAGGACGCGGUGAAGCCCGCGGGGAACCGAACGCUCCGUGAGGUGCCGCAGACCUUCACCUCCGUCGACGAGUACGUAAACGUGUUCGAGCCGCUCGUGCUGGAGGAGUGCGCGGCGCAGCUGGGGCGGACGGACGACGACGAGGAUCAGAGGGCGGCGGUGAUCGGCGCGGUGGAGAAGAGCGAGCGCGUGAACGGGUUCCACGUCGUGCGGUUCGCGCUGCGGGAGGAGGCGGCGCGAGAAUUUCGCGACAACGACGUGUUUCUCCUGAGCAAGUUUGACCCGUUCGAAGACGAGGAGUUCGACGACGACGACGAGGACGAGGAAGAGGACGAGGAAGAAGGCGGCGACGGCGACGACGCGAAGAAGAAGAAAAAUAAGAAGAGCGAGACGAGCGCAAAGCGCGCCGCGGUCCUCGCGGACGACCACCCCGACGCGGCGUUCCUGACGGGCGCGGCGGGCGCGUCGAAUAAGCGCGCCGCCGACGCCUUCGCGCCCGACGACGACCGCGAGUGGAGGCGCGCGUACGCGCUCGGGUUCGUCGACGCCAAGGAGCGAAAGGAACGCGUCCGCGUGCGGUUCUUCCUCCCGGACUCCCCGAAUACAUCGAGGCUGAGCGCGCGCGCGGGGGAGACGCUCGACGACGCGGAUUACGCGCGGUUUCGAAGCGUGCGAAACGCGUUGGCGCGCGGGAAGGGCGCGUGGUAG